CACGGGAUUACGCAAGCAUGGACGGGCAGACGGGCAUGAACAACCUCGUCUUCGUCGGCGGGUCCCUCGCGCUGCUCUUCUGUCUCUGGUACGCAUCCAGCUACUGCUUCAAGGCGGACGCGGCUGGCCGCGCGACGCACGACGGCUACGUCGACCAAGGGGUGCUCGAGUUCAUGCCGACGCUUAAGCGUGGCGACAUUGAAGAGAUGCUCCACGAGACCGAGCGCUGGGAGUGCACGGUCUGCGCCUUCCACAACGUCGUCGUCCGCACCACGUGCAGCCUCUGUGGCACCAAGAAAGACUGCAAGUUUGUCGAGGAGAGCCAAGAGAUCGACUACGCCAACGCGACGACCGUGUACAUGGACGGCGAGGCCAACACGGUCUCGGCCGAGCGCCAGCGCCGCGCCAACCACAGCGCUUUGAGCGCGCAGACUACGCUCCUCGCACGUCAAAACAGUCUGAGCAAGCUCACGUCGUCGUACUACGUCAAGCAAAUGUCGUCCUACUUUUUCAAUAUCGUGCUGCCCGAAGAUCUCAACGCGCGCCAGCGCAGUGCGCGGAUGCGCAAGGAGUGGUCGCGCGGCCUCGACACGAACGGACUGCCCUACUGGAAGCGCCACUGCCUCGACGCCCGCCACGUCCCUGCUGCGUUCCUCAUUCAGCUCGGUGGCACCAUGAAGCACCGGUCAUCGCCACCACCCUCGGACGCGGGCAAGGUCCCGUUCAAGUCGCUGCCGACACUCCAAGAAGAGAUCGACCUCCUUGAAGAUGCGACGUCGCAACAGCUGCACCGCGUCUCGAUCCUCGACGACCUUGAAUUGGGCAACAUUGUGCGCGAGAUCGGUCUCGUGCCGUUGGAGCUAGUGGACGCCACGCAGACCGUGAUGGGCUCGUCGCUCUCGCCGAGCACGUGGGGCACGCUCACGUACCUUGCGAAGCGGUCGUUUAGCGUCAAGUACGCGUGGUUCCUCCACCAAGUCGCCGACCUCCUCAUUCCAUACACGACCGGGUAUUUGAAAAUGCGGACCAAGCGCGAGCAUCUCUUGACCGAAGCCAUGGAGAAUCUGUUGAGUCUCCAAGACCAAGCGCUCUGCUCGAUCAUCCGCGUCGAGUUUGACAACGACGUGGGCAUUGACGCCGGUGCAGUCUUGCGCGAGUGGUAUGUGCUCGUCUCGGACGCGCUCCUGGCGCCGACGUCGGGCCUCUUUGUGCUCUCGAACCGCGACGACAACUCGUACAUCCUCAACCCCAACUCGGAGUUUGCUGUCGGGCAGUACAACAUGGACCACUUGGCCGCGUUUGAAGCCAUCGGACGCUUCCUUGGCCGCGCCAUUCUCGACGGGCAAAUGCUCAAGCUGCCCUUCUGCCCCGUGGUCUUUAAGGCGAUGCUUGGGGUGCCCGUCUCGAUGGACGACGUUGAGAGCCUCGAUCGUACGCUCUACAAGAGUUUGCGCUACCUCCUCGAGAACGACAACGCCGACGACCUGGCGCUGACCUUUUCCGUCUCGGAGCUCCGCGGCGAGAAGGUCGUUGAAAUCGACUUGAUCGAAGAUGGCCAAGACAUCCCUGUCACGGACGCCAACAAGCACGACUACGUCGACACGCUGGUGCGCUACCUGCUCUUUGAACGCAUUGCGCCACAGCUGCACGCGCUCCUGCGUGGCCUCUACGCCAUCGUGCCGCCCGAGCUGUUGAUUCCGUUCGACCACAAGGAGUUGGAGCUCCUCAUGACGGGGCUGGCCGAAAUUGACGUCGCCGACUGGGAAGCCAACACGGAAACGUCGUCCAACCUCGACGGCUCCCGCGUCCUCGUGUGGUUUUGGGAGGUGGUAAGAGACAUGUCGGACGACGACCAAGCCAAGCUACUCCAGUUCUGCACCGGCUCAUCGCGCGUGCCUGUCCAAGGCUUCAAAGGCUUGACGAGCUACGAUGGACGCAUUUGUAACUUCACACUCAAGGGCAUGCCGUACCGGUCGGGCAUGUACCCGGUCGCGCACGCAUGCUUCAACCGCCUCGACCUGCCACUGUACCCCAUGAAGGAGCUGCUGCAGGACGCGUUGGCGAUGCUGCUGCUCUCGGACCCGACCGGCUUCAACAUCCAGUAGACCCUUCUCUAUUUUAUUUGUCAUUUAUUGGAAUUUCGGGUAUUUUAUUGUGGACCCUACCCGCGAUCUGCGAAGCUCAA
Molecule: messenger RNA, 2185 nt
Organism: Saprolegnia diclina VS20
Lineage: Eukaryota; Oomycota; Saprolegniomycetes; Saprolegniales; Saprolegniaceae
Exons: 13
Coding region: 18-2105 (695 amino acids)
Molecular function (GO): ubiquitin-protein transferase activity
Source: RefSeq, a predicted model, not a curated record